Alternaria rosae is the source of this 993-nucleotide messenger RNA. RefSeq lists its product as uncharacterized. The transcript is spliced from 2 exons. Lineage: Eukaryota; Fungi; Ascomycota; Dothideomycetes; Pleosporales; Pleosporaceae. Bases 1 to 993 code for a protein of 330 amino acids. The record is from RefSeq and is a predicted model, not a curated record.
AUGGGCGUGGAGAACGACUACACCCAAUUCACACCCAAACUUGAAGAGCUUACGCUUACCAGUUUCGCCUUCACCCACGCUUUCGUACCACUGUCUAUGAUUAUCAACUUCCAUCGGCUUGUGCGACUGCAGCUUCUCGGAAGCUCCGGGGGAAGUCAAGACGUUUUCGUGGAGCUUGCUGAAAGUAUCGAGGACGACGACAGGCUUCGUUUAAAACACCUCGCUGUGGAGCUUGCGGGUGAUGUCCUCUCUGAUGAAAUCCCUCCUCUGAAAUUGGCCUUGAUCCGGAUAUACAGGGCCUGUGAGCCCCUUGAGAGCUUCCAUAUACGCGUCUCGCACGUCGAUAUCGCUCUACUCGACUUACUAUUGGCGCUCAAUAUUCCCCCUCACAAUUUACAAAGUCUGAGCUUCCAUACCAGUGAGUGGAAUUGGGGCAGAUAUAACCAAGAUGCUGUAGAUAUGCUGUUCCGCGUAAGCCAAGACCGCUUUCGACAAGUGAAACAGCUUGCGGUGUACUUCGAGGAAGCAGCCAUGCUUGGCGGCCUAUGGGGUGAAGAGGGCAAUUUUGCGAUUCUUAUGACGUUCUUAAGAGAGUUCCGAGAACUACGCUUGCUCCACCUCUGCCUACCACACUCUCGGCAAAUGGGGCGGAGUGAAAACGAGUGGGACCCUGCACUAUUAGUCCUUCAAUUGCAAACCUUCGCAAACCGAUUCUUUGAGUUUAUAGGUCCAGAGUCAAAGCUGGAUGCCUUGGUAAUCGGUCAUGUGGCGACUUUGAAGUCCCCAGAAAACCCCCCAGUGCACCGACGUCCACUUCCGCAGCAAUGCUUCCUCCGCGGCGAGCAACGGGAUAUCCUAGGUCGCACCGUCCCCGUUGCGGUUCCCGUUACAAGGAUGAUGUUGCGCGAAACGCAACCGUACACAGAUAUUCUGGAAGUCGAUCACCAUUCUGCCGCCGAUAAUUGGGAGGCGUGGGCAACUCGAGCGAUGUAA